AUGGCUAUUCGACUUUCACGAAUACCUCUUUCACAGAGACCGGGAACUUACAGAGUAACGGUACAUGAUAUCUGUCAACUACGCCCAAGACGCAAUCUAUACAAGACACCACCUCGAGACGCGUCUUCCUCGUAUGAAGCAUGGAUAGAGAAAUCUUCUUCAGGCACAAGGAACUCCCCUGCCCCAGCCACGGCUCCUGAAAGUCAUCUCCAUCUGGCAAGUUUAACUUUGGCUUCAGCUUUUCUGUUUAUGAAACGGCUGCCAAAAGUCAGAUAUCAUAUUCCUAAGGAGAUAGAAAUUGAUGACUUGAACGGGGAGUUAACUCAGAAUGUGUUAAGAUUUGCUUCUGUGGGUGACUAUUCACUGAUUAGUACAUUACUAACAAAAGCACUAGAAGAAAAAAAUCUUAUAGUACAUCCAGACAUCAUUACGCAGUUAUUUGAUAAGUUUACUUCCAACGAACCUGUUCGGUACUGUCUGCCUUUAGAAGAAGAGAUUGAAGUUCCCUUGUAUACCCACUCACCCAAUGCAUCUUCGCCAUAUUAUGACUAUAUAUAUAUCAGAAUACCUCAUUUAUUCGACAUCUGCAAGUUAUAUGAGAAUUUUAUGUUUGAAAGUCAAGUAUUCCAGGACAAUUAUGCCCGGUUUUGCUAUCAUUUGGAUAAUAGUGAAGUUAUGCAACAGUUGAUUUAUGUUUAUCUCAACAAUAAUAAAAUAUACACUCCUAAAACGCUUUGCUAUUUCCUUGCAACUUCUAUACGAACGUUUGAUAUUGAAUAUGCCAAAACACUAUACGAAACUUUGAUUUCUAGAGGAAAGGGUUUACAAUCUGAGGUACUCAAUACUGUAAUAUACAAUCUUAUUAAGGCAGGGUCAAUAUUUGAAAAUCUAGGUUAUGUCUUUUCUAUUUGGAUAGCCAAUUCUUCUAAAUGCCAACUUCCAGAUGCCAAAACAAUGGCGUUAUUAUUGCAACAAUACUAUAAAUUUGGUCAAGAAGAUGAAGUCAAAUUAAUGAUGGAUAUGGUUGAAUCAAUAGGUGUUUCUGAUCACUUUUUGAUUCAAGCAGUGUCCUUACAGGCCAAAAUAUCGUUACGUGAACCCGGACGUUUCAGGAAAACAGUAACCAAAGAAGAUUUAGUUGAAUUUGAUGAAAUUUGUCGUUCAACUGAGGAUGAUAAGGAAAGUCUUAGAGCACUUCAUUAUUCCUUUUUAGAAUACUUUUCAAUUCGACUGGAUAUGAAGGUGAUACAGUUUUUGUUAAUGAGUAUGAAGAGAUAUAACAUAACUCUUGAUGACACAUUCUAUCGCAUCAUUAGUGACUAUUAUAGUCAAAGGGGAAAAUUCUCUCCUCAUUUUGCAUUAUUGAAGAAGGCUGCAGAGAGUGGUCUUCCUUAUGAUGAUAUUUUCGUUCAACAUUUAUUUGCAUCUUUUGUUAGAGCAUAUCCAUAUAUGGCAUAUGACUUUUCAACUAAUUUCCACGCUUGGUUGGAUAGAAGUGAACUUUCAGGUGACUCCAAAGCCAAAAUUCAAAAACAUACCAAGAUUCAACUGCUAGAGUCCCAAUUAUGUCCAUAUAAUUUGGCUCGAAACAAAUUGAAAUCUAAAAAGUAUUCUGCAAGUUGGGCAUCCAUAGAAUGGAAGCGCACUCAUUCUAAACGCAAAUUCAAGUCAUAUAAGGAUCAAAUAGAUUUCAGAAUGAAUGAAGGAUUAAAAGAGUUGAUCAAUAAAGGAGUUAGGCCAGAAGCCUCAGUUCUAUUGACCACAUUCAAGAGGCUGAAUCAAAAGUUUAGAGUUGAUAUACUAGAAAUUCUCAAAGGGUUCAGAAUGUACCUGACUGCUGAUAGCUUUGAUAUUUAUAAUUAUCAAUUGCCUGACUCUACUGCUAAAUUGAAGCAAUACUUUGAAGUAGGACAUCAAUUGCGGUUGAAUUCAAGGAAUUUAUUGACUCUUUGUCGUAUCUGCCUUAAUAACAAACUAUAUGAUGAGGCAAGAACACUGUUACUGCUUGUGAAACCUGAAGAAUUGGACGACAGAUCAUACAUGGUGAGACUAACGCUUGAACUAUCCCUUGCUGUUCGGGAACGGGACUUUUCUUCGGUUAUCAACGUUAUAAAUGCAUUCCCUGUUAAUGAAGUAAUAUUGAGUCCAUAUAUUGCAAAGCAAUGUGGUUACGUUGAACGAAGGAUUUCUCGUUUGAUAGAAAAGCACAAAUGCAAACUAUUACAUUUAUCUACUACUACCCCUGAAGAGAACACUAAUGAUGGUUCCAAGAACGUCCAACAAGACUUGGUUGAUUGGGAAAUGGCUGCAAAAGCACAUGCUCGUAUCAACGGACUACUUGGAGACAUCGAUGCGCGUCUUGCUCAAGAUGCCUUGGAUGUCCAUGAAGAAGUCACCUCCAUGAUGUCAUUUCUAGAUAACUGGAUAUCAUCAACUUCCAAAUAA
Molecule: messenger RNA, 2445 nt
Organism: Lizanozyma spartinae
Lineage: Eukaryota; Fungi; Ascomycota; Pichiomycetes; Serinales; Debaryomycetaceae
Exons: 1
Coding region: 1-2445 (814 amino acids)
Molecular function (GO): protein binding
Source: RefSeq, a predicted model, not a curated record